AUGGGAGUGAUUGAUUUGAUCAAUAGGGUUGAUUCCAUCUGUAAGAAGUACGAGAAGUAUGAUAUCGAUAAACAGAGAGAAGCAAAUGUCUCCGGCGACGAUGCUUUCUCUCGCCUCUACUCCGCCGUCGAAUCUGCGCUCGAGACUGUUCUCCAGGAAACGGCGGAUUUGUCGUCUGAGACGAAUAGAGCGAAAUCUGUGGCUAUGAAUGCUGAGAUUCGGAGAACGAAAGCUCGUUUGCUCGAAGGGAUUCCGAAACUUCAAAGGCUUGCUCUCAAAAAGGUCAAAGGGGUUUCAGAGGAAGAGGUUGAAGCUAGAAAUGAUUUGGUUUUGGCACUGAGAGAUAGGAUUGAGGCCAUACCUGAAGGAUCUGCUCCUGUAAGUAGUGGUUGGGCAGCUUCAACAUCAGAUUCGAUACUAAUCUCUCAGGAUAAAGGAUUGGAUUUCAUAGCUGAAGGGUUGGAUACACUCAAGAAUAUGGUUCAAGACAUCAAUGAGGAACUGGAUAGGCAAGAACCACUCAUGGAUGAAAUAGAUACAAAGAUUGAUAAGGCAGCUACUGACUUGAAAAGCACCAAUGUGAGGCUCAAGGAUACUGUAACAAAGCUGAGAUCAAGCCGAAACUUCUGCAUAGACAUCAUCCUCUUAUGCAUUGUCCUGGGAAUCGCUGCCUUCAUUUACAACUCGGUGAAGUGA
Microthlaspi erraticum is the source of this 696-nucleotide messenger RNA. The record is from the annotation of a GenBank genome assembly. NCBI's taxonomy places the organism in Eukaryota, Viridiplantae, Streptophyta, Magnoliopsida, Brassicales, Brassicaceae.